This is a messenger RNA of Paraglomus occultum, 650 nucleotides long. The record is from the annotation of a GenBank genome assembly. NCBI's taxonomy places the organism in Eukaryota, Fungi, Glomeromycota, Glomeromycetes, Paraglomerales, Paraglomeraceae.
AUGUUCUGUACCAAAAAAAUCAAAAUACAGUGGUACAAGAAAGUUAUGCAAUGACGUUGACAAGAAACUGUUUUCUGCCUCUGGUAAUUACUCGAGGAAGCGAUCAAGUGGCAAUUAGUUCAAAAUUUGAAGUACGCAACGAUCCAGCUGUUGUCCGUAAUUUUGGACAGAUUCUUGUAGAAUUUUCCAAAAUCGUUCCUGAUGGGAUAGUUGCCUUUUUUCCAAGCUAUUUAUAUAUGGAAUCGAUUGUCUCUAUGUGGAAUGAAAUGGGAAUAUUGAACGAGGCAUGGAAACGAAAACUAAUAUUUGUGGAAACACCUGAUGCGACAGAGACGACUCUCGCUCUGGAGAAUUAUAGACUGGCGUGCGAUAACGGACGUGGGGCAAUACUUUUGUCUGUUGCGCGAGGUAAAGUCUCUGAAGGAAUCGACUUUGACCAUAAUUACGGACGCGCUGUGAUUAUGUUUGGGGUCCCAUAUCAGUAUACUGAAAGCAGAAUAUUAAAGGCGCGACUGGAAUUUCUUCGCGUGAACUAUCGUAUACGUGAGAAUGAUUUCCUCACGUUUGACGCUAUGCGACAUGCAGCACAAUGUGUCGGGCGUGUGCUGAGAGGGAAGACUGAUUAUGGAUUAAUGAUAUUUGCCGAUAAG